AACCCAUUCCACGUUAUGAACUUUUCGAUGACCAGCCAUGAUGUUAAAAGUUACUUAGAAAAAAUAUAUAAAAUACCUGUAAUGCAAGUAACUACCAGAGUAUGGAGUGGUGAAAUUAAGAAAAAUGAAUAUUUUGGUCAUCUGAGAAAGGAAGAUGACUACAGAAUGGCAUAUGUUGUAUUACCUAGAGAGUAUAAAUUCGAAUUUCCCGAGUUGUUUCCGAAGGAAAAGAAGAAGGAAGAAGAAAAGGAAUUGAAAGAUUUCGACAAGAGAGUGAACGAAUACAAGAAGAAUAUCUGGAACGAAAAUAGGGCAGAUCUUCCACCCUGGUUCAACAUAUAAAACUAUUCGUAGGAAUAUUUAAAUAGAGCAGAAUUCUUUGUUAUUUGAAAGAAUAUUUUCAAUUGAUAAACCAAAUAAAAAUAAAUAAAUAAAAUUG
Centruroides sculpturatus (bark scorpion) is the source of this 439-nucleotide messenger RNA. It is a transcript of the gene mRpL23, whose product is annotated as 39S ribosomal protein L23, mitochondrial-like. Gene Ontology annotation, molecular function: structural constituent of ribosome. The record is from RefSeq and is a predicted model, not a curated record. Gene Ontology annotation, biological process: mitochondrial translation. Bases 16 to 342 code for a protein of 108 amino acids. NCBI's taxonomy places the organism in Eukaryota, Metazoa, Arthropoda, Arachnida, Scorpiones, Buthidae. Gene Ontology annotation, cellular component: ribosome; mitochondrial large ribosomal subunit. The transcript is spliced from 4 exons.